AUGGUUGCCACAUUUGUGCUCUUUCUGCUGAUGACGGCUCUUCUAGCUUGGGAAGCGGGUGGAGCUCCAGUGAACGCAGAGGUGAAACAAUUUCCCGAUUUUGAUGGGCUCCUUCCUUCAAAACACUAUGCUGGAUAUAUUACCGUUGGUGAUCAAGAACAUAAGCGCCAUCUAUAUUACUACUUUGCAACUUCUGAAAGGAGCCCUACAGAAGAUCCUCUGACAAUAUGGAUAAAUGGAGGGCCUGCUUGCGCUGGUUUAAGUGGGCUUUUUCAAUUAGUUGGGCCUUUCAAGAUUGAGCACAGAUUUGUCCAUGUUAAGGAACGGAGAAAAAUCAAGAGAAAUCACUUCUCAUGGACUAAGGUGUCCAAUCUUCUCUUUGUGGAUUAUCCAGCAGGGACUGGGUACUCCUAUGCUGACAUACCAGAGGACUAUAUUACAAAUGAUGCAAAAUCAGUUUCUGAUUUGUAUGAAUUUAUUUCCAAGUGGUUUAGAGAGUACCCUGAAUUCCUUCCAAAUCCAUUAUAUUUGGCUGGAUGCUCUUAUAGUGGUGUGGUGGUUCCUGUUUUAGCACAAGAUAUAGCCAACGGAAUUGAAGCUGGGGUUUUGUUGUACUUGAAGCGCAACUCUUAUGGUUAUUCAUUGGGUAAUGCAGCAAUUGAUAUAGAUAUUCAAAGCAAUGCCCAGGUUCCUUAUGCGCAUAGGAUGGGUCUCAUCUCAAAUGAACUAUACGAGGAUUUAUCUAGAUCCUGCAGUGGGAAAUACUGGAAUAACAGCCACCCUGAUUGCUUAAGAAACUUGGAAAUUUUUGAGAUGCAAACUACAGGUAUUAAUAAAGAACAUAUUCUUUGUCUACCUUGCCAUCAUGAGAUGGGAGUUAGCAUGAACAUCGAGGAAUAUGAAUCUAUCAGGAUGCACCAAAGCCUCCAUGGAGACAAUGAAUAUAGUAUCUACUGUCAUAAUUAUGAAAAAUACCCUCAAACUCUGUUUGAUUUGGAGUCCACAAGAGAAUGUCUUCAUGCAAUGCCGGCAGAAGUAACUGGAAAAUGGAAACGAUGCUCAGUUCAGGUUCAAUACGAAAGGAACAUCUGGGAUUUGACAUCAUACCAUUUGAAUCUCACUAUGAAAGGUUAUAGAGCCUUCUUCUAUAGCGGAGAUCAUGACAUGGUUCUUCCAUACACAGCAACCCUUAAAUGGAUAAGAAGGUUUAACUAUUCUGAGAUUGAGAAAUGGCGUCCGUGGUUCGUUGAUGAACAUAUAGCAGGGUACACAGUACGGUUCGACCACAACAUAGUAUUUGCUACACUCAAGGGAGCUGGCCAUACAGUAUGGGAGUACUUGCCUCGUGAAGCAUUGAUUUGUUAUCAGAGGUGGAUUGAUGCUGAUUCUCUCUGAUACCUUGUUGAGCGAUGCUCUAAUAGACUAAUAAUUCUAGCCAACAAGCUCAAAGCUGCAGUAAUAUUCAGUAAUUGGUUCUUGCGGUAAAUAUACAAUGUUGCAGCCCAUG
Asparagus officinalis (garden asparagus) is the source of this 1507-nucleotide messenger RNA. RefSeq names its product serine carboxypeptidase 1-like. The transcript is spliced from 15 exons. The record is from RefSeq and is a predicted model, not a curated record. Bases 1 to 1395 code for a protein of 464 amino acids. Lineage: Eukaryota; Viridiplantae; Streptophyta; Magnoliopsida; Asparagales; Asparagaceae. Gene Ontology annotation, molecular function: serine-type carboxypeptidase activity; acyltransferase activity, transferring groups other than amino-acyl groups. Gene Ontology annotation, biological process: proteolysis; secondary metabolic process.